GAUGUUGAGGAGCUAUUUUUCUUUUCUUAAUAAAUAUUCCUGAGCGCUACAUUGAUAUAUUCUGUGUAAAUAAAAAUAAUGGCUCAGGUUGCUUAUAUAGACAGCAUGCUGCGAGAGUAUCUAGUUUUUCGGGGGUACUCAAAUACACUGAAAGCCCUGGAUGUGGAGCAGCGAAACGAAAAGGAUCAACAUUUUCGUGCCGAGCGUUUAAUAGAACAUUUUAAUGCUGCCGUGCAGUCGUCGGAUCUAAAGGCGCUCCGCGCACUUUGGUUACACUUGGAGAACAACCUGUUUAGUAAGCUGGAUCACACAUAUGCCACUGCCGUCAAGAAGUUAGAAAACAGCCUGCUAAAGUAUUAUCUGGUGUCGGCGUACAGUAACAAUAAAUCUGACAAAAUUUCAGAGUUCUUCAAUAAAUUGGCCAGCGAGCUGCAACAGCAAAGCGAAUGGAAGGAUUGGUUCUUCUUCUCCUUUUGUAAAAAUGCCGAAGAGUCGCCCAUAUUCGCCCUCUACUUUACCAAGCAGUGGCAGGACACGCUGCUGCUGUCAUUGCGUAACUUUCUGACCACUGUCUACCAGUGCCUGCCACAGCCAACCUUUGUGCGAGCCGAGCAGGAGGCUGCGUACAUGCAGCGGCUUCAGGACGACAACACCCGACUGCGCGCCCGCCUGCUGCAGCUGCAGCAGGAACAACAGCAGCAGCAACAGCAAUUGGCCAGCGCAUCUAGUUCACAGAAUCUGAGCGGUGGCGAGGGCAGCAGUCGUCGUCGGAACGCGUGCCGACAUCAACAGAGCCUGAGCGACAUCUUGCCCUUUGACAUCAGUCCACCGGGUCACAUAGUUGAUGACUUUUGUAUUAUUGCCUCCGAGGCGAACAUUGUGGGCCAAGCCAGCGAGGGGCAAGCAAGGGGACUUAAAUUGCUCAUACGAAACAUUGGGUCGGGCAGCUCCCCGGUGCUGUCACGCAAGGAUAAUGGCGGGGACAAGUCGUCCAGCAAGCAUAGAUCCGGUAGCGUAGGCCGAAGUUGGAUUUAGUUGAGUUUUAAAUGAAUAAGCAGUGGAAAAGUUUUUGAUUUCGUUAAAUAUUUUAUUUAUUUGCGCUUCCUCCUAAUCGAAUAGACGUACAAAAUAAAGAGCAAAUGCAUUUAAGGUAUUAUUUAAUUGCAAUAAAUAACGUAAAAUUACAAA
Drosophila arizonae is the source of this 1188-nucleotide messenger RNA. Its product is annotated as WD repeat-containing protein 91. Gene Ontology annotation, molecular function: phosphatidylinositol 3-kinase inhibitor activity. The record is from RefSeq and is a predicted model, not a curated record. Gene Ontology annotation, biological process: negative regulation of phosphatidylinositol 3-kinase/protein kinase B signal transduction; early endosome to late endosome transport. Gene Ontology annotation, cellular component: early endosome membrane; late endosome membrane. NCBI's taxonomy places the organism in Eukaryota, Metazoa, Arthropoda, Insecta, Diptera, Drosophilidae.